AUGUAUGUUUCCCGCUACCAUCACAAACGAGUCGACCGCUCACCCUCCACAUCUAAGGGUGGUCGCGCACACCGACAGCCUCGGCUGCCGGCAUGUCAACUACGUCGCAAUCCCGUGUCCGACGCGGGGAGUAGCUGGGCAGAAGAACCUGAGGGCAAAGUCAGCGCGGGGUCACCGAGCUCGGGCGCAGGCGGUUCCGCAGGGCGCCUGAUGGGAGCCAACACGGUACCACUGCCGCUGUGCAGCGGCAGAGGCGAGAGCGAGGUCCGCGUGCGCUCGCGCGGAUCGCGGAUCUUGCGAUGCGUCGACGUACGUGUCUACCGAACGCCCGCCGCGGCCGCAUCACCGGGCGCGCUUGAACCUCCUAACGAGCAGCGGCAUCUGGCUGCCCUACGACCCCCCAUCCCCAACCAGCAACAUCCCGCUCCUUACUUCGAGGUCGAGAACGCCCCGGCCUCUUUUUCUUUCUCCUUCCAGGGCGUAGGUGUUGCGAUCAACGGCUCGCGCAUCUGGGGCAGCUAUGCGUACGACGUCACCCUCGACGACCAAGCGGCAGUCACCUACAACGCGAGCACGAUGUGGUUCAUCGGAGACGCGCUCCUGUACUAUCAGGACGGGCUGGAUCCCACCAAGACCCACACCAUCAACGUUCUGCCUACCGUCGGCGCUGGCCUCAAGUUCUGGCUGAACACAGUCACUGUCUUUACCGAUAAUCCUUCAGAAGUUGGCGGACUUAUCAGUGCGCCCUCCUCGAGCACUCAGCCAUUAGGGGGCACAACAUCCGACGCCCCUUCCUCCGCGGGACACUCAAAGACGAAUACUGGCGCCAUCGCGGGUGGCGUCAUUGGCGGCCUCGCCUUCGUCGCGCUCGUCGCCGGGCUCCUCUGGUACUUCGCCCGCCGCAGGCGGCAGAACCCGAAAGUGUUCGACCGCGAACAGCCAUCCCCGUUCCUCGCCACACCCUCCACCGCCGCCCCCAUGGCGGAGGCGAGCCCGUUUGUCCCGACGCAGCGCAGCCCAUAUACGCCGCCCCGGGGCGACACGAAGCUGCCCAUACUGGCGAUCGGCUCGGACGGCUAUGUACCGUCCCAAACACGCGCCCUGCCCGCGCUCCCCUCUGGUUCCGCGUCAUCGUCCGCGCCGUCUGAGUCCGGGCGCACGGUCUCCGAUCACUCUCUUGCGCAUGGCUCCGCCGCGCAGGCGGCUGCGGUGACCUCGCCGACGACGACGCACGUCUCGUCCCCGGCGGAGUCGAAUCCCGAUCCCAACGUCGCGGUGGACAGAAUCAUACACCUCCUCGCGGAGCGCAUGGCCACACGUCCGCCGCGGCAGUCGGUGUAUGGCACAGACGUGCCCCCUCCGGAGUAUGGCGCUUGA
Molecule: messenger RNA, 1377 nt
Organism: Trametes versicolor FP-101664 SS1
Lineage: Eukaryota; Fungi; Basidiomycota; Agaricomycetes; Polyporales; Polyporaceae
Exons: 5
Coding region: 1-1377 (458 amino acids)
Source: RefSeq, a predicted model, not a curated record